UUCAACAGCACACACACAGCAUAACACACGUGAAGGCUGUGAGAGCUGCAAGGGAUGAAGAAGAAGAUGAUGACGUUUAUGAGGAAGAUCUGCUGUUUUCUGCUUUUCUGUGUGUUUGACGUGACUGUUACCCGCAAGACUGAAGACGCGCAAACUCUGGAGAAAAUCGAGGGCGCGCGCUGCGUCUCACGCUGCCUCGCGCUGCACAUCACUCAGAUUACUGCGUCAUUCACACACCUGCAGAAUGACCGUGUGUUAGGCUGGUGUGAAAUCCACAGGAGAUGUUCACAGUGUCUACAACCGUGCAAGGAGCUAUGGGAAACAAGACGAGCCCUGUCUCCCAAGACCUGUGAGCAUCAUGAGUGUGUAACCAGCGCUGAGUUCCUCCGAUCAGUGCAGACACAGAAGCAGGGUGACUGUCCGCCACCCCAGAAGGCAUCUGGGUUUGCCGCAGCCUGUGUGGAGGGCUGUGCCAUCGACCGGGAAUGCACAGGCUUUAAAAAGUGCUGCUCGAAUGGCUGUGGCCACACUUGCCAGACCCCAGGCAACCUUUACAAAGGAGUGCCCCUAAAGCCGAGGAGGGACAUUUUCUUUUCAGAAGACCAGCAUGGACAUCUGGAGGUUAUGUGGAUGUCAAAGUUUAACGUGUCAGUUGAGCCGGUUCUUUAUAUCCUUCAGAAGAGAUGGAAUCAUGGGAUUCAUCCAAGUGAAGACGAGGCAUCGAGCUGGCACACUGUUCUCAUGACCAUGGAAGAGCGCUCUGUGUUGAAGGACAUCCGACCCCAUAGGUGGUACCAGUUUCGAGUUAGCGCGGUCAACAGUCAGGGCACGAGAGGCUUCGCCACUCCCAGCAAGCACUUCUUCUCUACACGAGAUCCAUUUCCCCCAGAGAACCCACAGAAUGCCAGAACAGGCAACCAGACAGUGAAUACUGAUGGCACUGUCAACGUUAUGGUUCUGUGGGAUGCCCCCAGAGAGAGUGACCUGGUGGUCCACCAUUACAAGGUCACCUGCAGCACGCAAGGAACCCCCUCAAGCAGUCAAAGUCGAGCUGGAAGUGUCACAGACGGGGAUGUAACAGAGAUGGAAUUUCAGUCUCUAGAGCCCAACACACAGUACCGAGUACAGAUUCAGGCCAUCUCUUACUGGGGUCAGAAGCGACUGAAGAGCAGCCGAGCUCAGCUCUCUUUCACCACUGCUGCUGUCACCAAAUCCUCAUCUGGUCACAUUUCUGGCGAAUUCUCCAAUGAACUACCCAUAUCCCAUUCUUCAGCCAGUAUCCUGAGACUAGAAGCGGCCGCCCCUCAUUACCAUGACAACCAGCUGCAGGUCAAGGUCUUCUGGAAGAGCCGAACCCAAGAAAGCCAAAAGGAUCCCAGUUCAUACCUUCUGAGAUGGUAUCCAGAAGUUUGUGCAAAUAAUGUGUCGAAAACAGCUACAGUACAGGGAACACAUUUUGUGAUUACUGACCUGUUUUUUGCCUGUAAGUACCGAGUGUCCGUGAAGCCCCUGACAGAACAAGGACAGAGGUCAGAAGUUAUGACCUCUGUUACCACCCCACCUUGCUCUUCGCUAACGAGCAGACGAAAGAAAGCAUCUGCCUGUGUCAGAGAUGAGCACCAUCCUCAGCUGAAGAAAGCACUGCAGCGGCCAGAGAAACUGGCAGCAUUGUUUCAUGUGUUGAACAGCUCCGUGCAGGCGGUGUUUAGCUGGCAGCUGUCUCCUGAGGGUCCAGGACAGAUGCCCAUCACAGGCUUCCGCUUCUCCUGCGCCAAAGUGCCCAACAGCAACGGCACAGCACUCCUCUCCCAGACACACAUCCUGCCACCUGAUCAGCAGUCACUUAUCAUAGACGCUCUCCAGCCAGAGAGUGUGUAUAAAGUUCAGGUUCAGAUUGUGUCUGAUGCAGGGAAUGGACCGUCAGUGGCCAAAACUCUCCACACUCCUCAUCUGAAUGCUACGCUCCUCUGAGACAAAGGAAAGAUGUGAAUAAUUAAGCUGCUAUACUCCCCAAUAUCAUCAACUUGAGAAUCGUCAUGGUGUUUUCCGUUGUCAUGGAGAUUAGGUCAUGAAAUACGACCACUUCCACUACACCAGUGCAUUCAUUGCAGGGACAUUUUAGAAGACCACUGUGGGGAUGUGAAGGGUUUAGAUCAAUGUACUUUGAAAACGACAUGUGCUGUAUAACAUGUGAAUGUUGAAUUACUGAACUCAGUUCUUUCAACAUGUAUAGGACUGAUGUAUUUUGUGUUUAGCUGCAUAUCUUUAUGUCUCUAGUCAUUAUAUUGAUAUUUUUUCAUUAAGAAGUUUAAGAAAUGUGGCACACUUUGAGAGUGUGGAUUAUAUAUACACCGUGAGUGUUAAUUUGACCCUUUUUAACACUGGCGAUUUUACUGUGUGCUUAUACUCAAUGGAGCAAGGUUAUAUGCAAUGGUUUUAUUCUUUCAGGUCACGAGUAAUGAAUGAGACCAAGUGUUUGUAACGGUUUUGUUUAAGAUCAAUGUGAUAUAAUACAGAGUACCUGUUCAUCUACAGUAUUGUCACCAGCCUUGUUUGGAUUGAAUGCCAAAUUGCAACAUUUUUAUAUUGUGAAUGCAUGGCAUUACUCUGUUAUUGUACACUAAAAUAUGCUGGUUUUCUAAAAUAUGGUUAUUUUUAACCCAUGGUUAAGGUCAAUUAACCCAGAAAAUGUUCAUAUUUGACCCAACCGUUGGUUGAAACUAUCCAGCAUAGGUUAAUUUAUAACCCAACGGUUGAUUUUAUCCUUUUUAACCAAUAAUGGGUUAAAAAUAACACAGCAAUGUUUAGAGUGUAAACUCUUUAUGACCCAUAUAGUGACAUACAAUGUGCCUUAUACUGUAUCAGUUAUAUCAGGCUAAACCAGACAUAUCACAAAGCCUUUUAAAAUCUGCUUUAGACUUACCGUCAAGUAAAUUGAAUAAGUGCUGGAGAUGCAUUUAUUAUGCAAAUGUUUUCAGACUUAAUAUGCUUUUGAAAGACUUAUCUUUGUACAAUACAACAUACUUUUUUGUAAAUAUUGAAUUAAUUGUUUUGUCUGUUGUUACUAAUAAACAGUGUUGGGUGUAACUA
This is a messenger RNA of Triplophysa rosa, 3090 nucleotides long. RefSeq names its product anosmin 1b (gene anos1b). NCBI's taxonomy places the organism in Eukaryota, Metazoa, Chordata, Actinopteri, Cypriniformes, Nemacheilidae. The coding region runs from base 55 to 1971 and encodes 638 amino acids. Gene Ontology annotation, cellular component: cell surface; extracellular region. Gene Ontology annotation, biological process: neuron differentiation. The transcript has 14 exons. Gene Ontology annotation, molecular function: protein binding; peptidase inhibitor activity. The record is from RefSeq and is a predicted model, not a curated record.